UGUCAACCAUCUUGGUUCAUACGCCCGGCGUAGUGGCACGUUCUGUGUGUGUACAUGGUGAGGAACCGUAUGCUGCUCACCCUUCUGCAGGGGACUUGCGUGUAGCACACUAUAUCUUGUUUUACCCUGUGUGGUGUAAUUUAAGAGUAAUGGCUGAACCAGUCACUGAAAUGUGUGAUCAGCUAAUUAAAGCUGUUAACGUUAUGAUGGAUCCUGAAUCGAGCCAACGAUAUCGCUUGGAGGCCCUAAAGUUCUGUGAAGAGUUUAAGGAAAAAUGUCCCUUUUGUGUCCAAUGCGGUCUUCAGUUGUCAGAUAGGACACAAAAUCCUGUGAUAAGGCAUUUUGGUCUUCAGAUUUUGGAACAUGUCAUCAAGUUCCGAUGGAACAAUAUGUCACCCCAGGAGAAAGUUCACUUAAAAAAUUGUGCCAUGGAGCUCUUAUCAAAGGGAACAUAUCCUAUCUUGAUGGAGGAAAGUCACAUUAAGGAUGCCUUGUCUCGCAUUAUUGUUGAGAUGAUCAAGAGAGAGUGGCCACAGAAUUGGCCAGACAUGCUGAAAGAACUGGAGACGCUUACUACUUUGGGAGAAGCUCAGGCAGAGCUGGUGAUGCUGAUUCUUUUACGAUUAGCCGAGGACGUGAUAACGUUUCAGACACUGCCCACACAGAGGCGGAGGGAUAUCCAGCAAACCCUAACCCAGAAUAUGGAUGGCAUCUUCAGUUUCCUGCUCACUGUCCUGCAGCUCAAUGUGGACAACUACCGCAAAUUGAAAUGUGUUGCUGGUGAAGAGGAAAAGGCUAAGGCUCACUGUCGAGUGGGUGUGGCUACUCUAAACACACUGGCUGGCUACAUAGAUUGGGUGUCAAUGGUGCACAUCACUAAUGGGAACUGCCGUCUCCUGGAGGUGUUGUGCCUGCUGCUAAGUGAGACAGAGCUGCAGUUGGAAGCAGCAGAGUGUCUACUCAUUGCCAUCAGCAGAAAGGGGAAACUGGAGGAUCGGAAACCUCUCAUGGUGCUAUUUGAUGAUGUCGCCAUGCACUACAUCCUCUCUGCAGCGCAGUCCGCAGAUGGGGCAGCUAUCAGCAACAAAUCCUCUACAAUAACCGAUAAGACAGCUGUGGUUGUGGAGAGGCAUUACACUUUCCUGAAAAGGCUGUGUCAGGUGCUCUCAGCUUUAGGGAGCCAACUAUGUUCACUUGUGGGUUCUGCUGCAGAAGUUGACGUGCCACGGAAUCUGAAUAAAUACAUAGAGGCUUUUUUAGCCUUCACUACCCAUCCCAGUCAGUUUCUGAAAUCUUCUACCCAGAUUACCUGGGGAACCUUGUUUAGACACGAGGUCCUUUCAAAGGACCCUGUUGUUAUCCAAAUGGCUGUAAAGUACUUGAGGGAGACUAUGAAAAACCUUGUCAAGACAGGGUUCCCCUCCAAAAAUGACAGUCCCAGCUGUGAGUACUCCCGAGGAGACUUUGACAGUGAUGAAGACUUCAACUCUUUCUUCAACUCUUUUAGGGCUCAACAGGGUGAGGUGGUUCGUUUGGCAUGUCGAAUUGUUCCCGAGGAGGCAUUUCUGAUCACCAGUGAAUGGUUGCAAUACCAGAUUAUGAGUCCCAUCAACACUGGAAAUACAACAUCCAAGAUAGGGGAAGGGCUGUGCUCCAUUCUCUCUCCUUCUGCAGUGCAAUGGGAUGCAAUGACCUUCUUCACUGAGAGUGUGGUGGGUCAGCUUUUCAAAAUUCUGGAGAAACAGAGACUUCCUAUUGAACAAGGCGUUGAGCUGCUACAGAUGGUCCUGUCUUAUGACACAAGAGACCCCCUCAUUUUGUCCUGUGUCCUCACCAAUGUUUCCUCACUCUUCCCAUAUGCCACACACAAGCCACAGCUUCUUCCUCAGGUGCUUUCUAAGCUGUUUGCCGCCAUCACAUUUGAAGUGGUAGAAGAAAACAAGGCACCCCGCACACGAGCUGUGAAGAAUGUUAGAAGACAUGCCUGUUCUUCCAUUGUCAAGAUGUGUCGGGACUAUCCACAGUUCAUCCUGCCAUGCUUUGACAUGCUCUAUACACAUGUGAAGAAGCUGUUUGCCAAUGAUCUGUUGCUGACUCAGAUGGAGAAAUGUGCUCUGAUGGAAGCACUGGUUCUGAUCAGUAACCAAUUUAAAGACUAUAGUAAACAGGAGGCUUUUCUGGAGGAGCUCAUGGCUCCGGUCAGAACUCAUUGGCUCUCCAAGGAGAUGACGAGUGUUUUGUGGGACCCAGCUCUAUUUCUGGCUCAUGUCGGUGCUGAUCAGGUCAUCAGUGACCCCAGCACUGAGGAUCAGUUUGGCAUCAGUCGCUCACGGAUUAGUUUUUGUGUAUAUACGCUGAUGGGUGUGGUAAAGCGUGCCCGCUGGCCAUCUGAUCCACAAGAAGCGCACUCAGGGGGGUUUGUGAUGAGUCAAACCGCUAAUGGAGACCCUAUCUUCAGGAAUCCUUGCGCCACUCAGGUCUUGGCCCUUUUGCCCAAUCUCCUAGGCCUCAUCAGGACCCAUAACAGCUUGUUCUUACCAGAAAACAUGGCUCGCCUCAGUGAGACUUUCAUUAGAGCACAUGAGGUCAUGGAUGUGGAAAAAAAUUUAGUACUGGGCCUGCCGCAACCUGUGCUCGAUGUCUAUGACUCCCCUGCAUACAAAACAGCUCUGGAGCGCAUGCAAGGCUUCUUUUGUACCCUUUAUGACAAUUGUUUUCAUGUGCUGGGGAGCCUGGGUCCCUCCCUUGUGCAGGACUUCUAUACCAUUGAUGGGCUGACCCAUCAGAUCACCAACUCUGUUCUCAGCAAUUUAGACAAUGUUCCAGACCACAGACUUCGCCCUUUGCUAAGGGUGUUCAUGAAGCAGCUGGUCCUUUCCUGUCCUCAAGAUUAUUAUGAGAGCCUACUCUGCCCCCUGCUAGGACCUCUAUUUGUGUACAUGCUGCAGAGACUUACCUUGAGAUGGCAGAUCAUCAACCAACGGAGUAGUCUGGGUGGUGCAGAAGAGGAGAGUCUGAUUUUGGAGGAGACACAGGUAACUCAAGAGAUGUUGGAGGAACAGCUGGUGCGUAUUGUGACCAGGGAGCUCCUAGAUCUACUCAUUGUUUCAUGUAUAUCAAGGAAAGCACCUGAGGCUAUAGGAAGCAAAGAGGAGACGGCAGACAUAAACGGAGAAGAGAUGAUGGCAACAGACUCCUCUCAGGGUGUCCAGCUAAGUUCUGCUAACUCUGCAGAUGAACUUACUGAUCUUGGGAAGUGCUUGCUUAAACAUGAGGAAAUAUACAUGAAUCUUCUGACCAUUGCCUUCACGUCUCUGUCUUGGAAAGACACAAGCAUCUGCCACCGCACUGCCUCUUUGGUUUGCUGGACUCUCCUCAGACAGGUGGUGGGGAGGGACCUCUUACCAGAGGCAGUGACAUGGCUGUAUGUCAGUGUGCUGAAAGGACUACAGAUUCACGGACAACAUGAGGGCUCUAAUGCCACCCUUACACAGCUUGCACUACUUAUGUAUGAGAACCUGAGACCACGCUAUUUGGAGCUGCGGGCAGUCAUGACUCAGAUCCCCAACAUCCAGCUGGAGGCUUUGGACCAGUUUGACCAGAGGAUUCUGAACCCUGCUGCUAAUAAGGUUACUGAAAAGAAGAGGAAAGAACAGUUCAAGAAGCUUAUCGCUGGUUCUAUUGGGAAACCUUUGGGCCAGCAGUUUAAAAAGGAGGUGCACAUUCGGAACCUUCCAUCUCUCUUCAAAGUGGGAAAGGCUGACUCAAAGAGAGACCUGCUAGAGAGUAAUGAGACCACAGGCCUGACUGCACUCUUUUGCCCUCAGCCAGAUGGUAUCUGAGGAUCCAGAUGUCAUUUUUGCAGAUAUCAUAUAGCCAAACUGUCACAAGACUCUUCAUCCAGUCCUCACUGGUCAAUGGUCUUUGGAAGGCAUAGUCUCACAAAGUAGUAGAUUCAUUGACCAAUGACCUAUUCACCAUUAACAAAACAUUUUGCAGCUCAAAGUCCCAAAAGGUUGAGCUGAAGAUGUGGCUGGAGUAAAGUCCAAAUGGUCUUCAGUAGGAAACCUUUUAGUUCUCGAAGAUCCUACAUGAAAUUCACCAUUGUCCGAUGCGUCUUGAAAGGUUGAAAAAAUAAUCUGCACUACAUUCCUUGUUUUCCUUUAACAUAUCACUGAUCUUGCCAUAUUUCCUCUUUAUUACAUUCAUGAAGAUUGCAAAGAUUGUUGAUGUACAGUAAAAACUGUUUAUAUUUUGUUUUUAAUAAAUGUAGAGUUUAUGGUCAUUUUGAUUAUAUGUCAA
This is a messenger RNA of Alosa alosa (allis shad), 4302 nucleotides long. RefSeq names its product exportin-5. Gene Ontology annotation, biological process: RNA export from nucleus; protein export from nucleus. Gene Ontology annotation, molecular function: small GTPase binding; RNA binding; nuclear export signal receptor activity. Gene Ontology annotation, cellular component: nucleus; cytoplasm; RNA nuclear export complex. The record is from RefSeq and is a predicted model, not a curated record. NCBI's taxonomy places the organism in Eukaryota, Metazoa, Chordata, Actinopteri, Clupeiformes, Clupeidae. The transcript is spliced from 33 exons. Bases 150 to 3842 code for a protein of 1230 amino acids.